GACGUUUUAAAAUCAAUACAAACCUCAGGUUGGAGAGCGCUGAAGAGGUGAAGGUUUCCUUUAAAGUCCCCCUCCUCCCGCCCUCCCUUUUUCCUCCCAGACACACUUACCAGCACGCUGUUCUGUUCUCGCCCCUACAUUCCUUUCCACUCUUGCUUAGUUCAUAAAAUCUCCUUGUUCACCUGACAACGCUGCUCUUACCAGAUGACAUUUGAAAUGAGGAGAGGUAACUUCGUAAACUCUUCCUUUGAGAGCUGAACUCGUUUGGCAAUGCUGCAGCCCCCUCUCUGAUGAGACAAUGAGAACCCACACACGUGGGGCCCCUACAGUCUUCCUCUUAAGUUUGCUGUUGCUCCUCCUGCCUCUGACUGCAGCAGACCCAAGUGGAGGAAUCCCCUUCAUGGGAGGCAACUACAAUGGCCACCCAAUGCUGUAUUUCGAUCAGGCAGACGUUGUAGAGCUUCAGCUGGCGGCUGGAAGCACUCAUAAGGAGAUGGCAAGACGGAUCCGCGAAGCCGGGGAAACCAUGCUUGAACGCCCAGAAGAGUACCUGCCUCCCUGGAGCCCCACAGAAUUCAGCGCCCGAUGGAAUGAGAUUUACGGAAACAAUCUGGGUGUGCUGUCCAUGUUCUGUCUGCUGUAUCCACACAGAACUGGAGCACUUGAAUUGGCCAAGGACUACAUGGAGAGGAUGGCAGCUCAGCCUAGUUGGUUGGUUAAAGAUGCCCCCUGGGAUGAAGUUCCUGUGGCACACUCUUUGGUUGGGUUUGCCACUGCUUAUGACUUUCUGUUUGAAUACUUGAACAAGGACCAACAGGAGCGAUUUCUCCAGGUGAUUGGCAAGACAUCUCAUCUCAUGUAUGAGAAAUCCUAUAGUCGUGGCUGGGGAUUUCAAUACCUACACAACCAUCAGCCAACUAAUUGCGUGGCUUUGCUCACAGGAAGCCUGGUUUAUAUGACUCAAGGUUAUUUACAGGAAGCUUACCUUUGGACCAAACAAGUCCUGUCCAUCAUGGAGAAAUCUAUGGUUCUUCUUCAAGAUAUCACAGACGGAUCCCUGUAUGAAGGGGUGGCAUAUGGGACUUACACAACACGCUCUCUGUUCCAGUAUAUGUUUCUGGUGCAGCGCCACUUUUCCAUAAGCCACUUCGACCACCCCUGGCUCCAAAAACACUUCAAUUUCCUAUACAGGACCAUCCUUCCAGGAUUUCAGAGAAGUGUCGCCAUUGCUGAUUCCAACUACAAUUGGUUUUAUGGACCAGAAAGUCAGCUGGUCUUCUUGGACCGUUUUGUAAUGCGUAAUGGUAGUGGGAACUGGCUGGCCAAUCUAAUUCAUCAAAACAGAGUGACAGAUGGAGUAGGACAAGCUGGCAAGGGCCAGCGAUGGUGUACUCUUCACACAGAAUUCAUCUGGUAUGACCCGAGCCUUAUUCCGAAGCCUCCAUCCGAUUUUGGGACAUCUCAGCUCCAUUAUUUUGAGGACUGGGGCGUUGUAACCUAUGGCAGCGCUUUACCUGCUGACACAAACUGCUCUUUUCUUUCCUUCAAAUCAGGGAAGCUGGGGGGACGUGCAAUUUUUGAUAUUGUUCACAAGAACAAAUACAAAGAAUGGAUUAAAGGGUGGAGGAACUUCAAUGCUGGCCAUGAGCAUCCUGAUCAAAACACUUUCACCUUUGCACCCAAUGGGAUUCCAUUCAUCACUGAGGCACUAUAUGGACCCAAAUAUACUUUGUUGAAUAAUGCAGUCUUGUUUGGUCCAGCCCUCGCAGGUAGUUGUUUUCAGCCAUGGGCUGGACAGGUAACAGAAGCUUGUGACUCAAAAUGGUUGAAAUAUAAGGUGGGGCCUGCUGCUGAUUCUCAGGGGAAAGUUGAAGCUGCCAUGGAGAGACAGGGGAUGGUCUUCAUUCGUGGCGAAGGACAUUCUGCUUAUAGUCCAGAUCUAAAAAUCCGAAACUUCCAGAGAAACCUCCUCCUCCUUCAUCCACAGCUCUUACUUCUGGUGGACCAUAUUCAUUUGCAUCCUGAGAGUCCAUCCAGGGCAAUGAGCACUUUCUUUCACAAUACAGACCUGCCAUUUAAAGUUAUAAAAGUAGACAAUGUUCAUGGAGCAUGUGUAUCUCACAAUGAAGACCAAUAUAAAAUGUUAUGGAUGGAUGACAGAGGUCACAGUAAUGGAGCAGUAGUAGGUUACUGGGGUUAUCCACGGGGGUAUCCAUAUAAUGGCUCCAAUUAUGUGAAUGUCACAAUGCGAUUAAGAUACCCUCACACCCGAAUAGCUUACAUUUUCUUUGGACCAGGUGUGACUCUCACCAGCUUCAGCCUGCGCGGUGAUGACCAAAGAGUGGAUAUUCACCUGACCACCAAGGAGCACACCUACACAGUCUACCUGCUGACUGGUGAAGUUAUCAGCAAACCUCUUUUUGCCACGGUAAUGAUGAACCAAAAGAAGAUUGUAUUUGAGAAAAUGCUAGCUCCAGUGGACAGCUCACCUGUGGAAGUAGAGGAAUAUGUCAACAUGAUGGAGGGCAACCUCCAGCUUGUCAAACCAGUCUUCCAGCAGAUGGAACGACAUAUACUCGGAAAGGUUCUCAAUACUGAGAGCUUCCAUAAGACUGCAGAACGCCCGCUACAAUUCUCUGAUAAAAAGAAAACAGAAGAGGCCAUUGAAAAGAUGUUUGCAUUGUCCAAUAAACAGGGAAAGUACAAGGUGGGAAAAAAAAUAAACCUUGGGGAGAGUCUCUCCGAGAAUUUGCCUGACAUUUUUACACAGAUAGAGGUCAGUGAAAAUAAAGCGAGACAGAGGACAUAUAAGCGUGUCUAUGAGGACAGUCCAGAGGAGGGUGACACAGACUCUCUAGCCUUUCUAGAAUAUGCCGACAACCACAAAAACAGAAAUGACGGCUUUGUAAAAGGCCAAAAAUUCAAAGAGGUAAAUAUGUUGAUAACGACUGAGAGGGACCGCAUUUCCAGCACAGCCUCUUCCAUAAGACUGUUUCUCCUCUUGAAUACUGCCACCUUCUUCCUACUACUGGCUGUCUUAUUGAGUCGCUUUCACAGGGGUCGAAGCAUACAAACACAGAGAUGCUUUUAUACCGUCCUUAUGAUUGACUGCUUGAUCUUGCUUUGUCUUUACUCAUCCUGCUCUCACGUGCAGUGUUGACAUCAUGAGUGUAAUUGUUCACAUGCAAAUACAGGUCAGUUUGAUCUAAUUUAAUCAAUAACUGUAAAGACCUGGCUAAUUGAAUUUCCUCUUGAAAAUCAAUUAAAUUUUCAUAUAUAGGUAAUUGAACUACUGCCAGUUAUCUAUGAAAAGGUCAAUUAUUUCUUAGGAAAAAAAAAGAAACAUAUCCUCAACUAAUGCCAACACAUCUUCACUGUUAGGUGUCUGAAUUGAAGUAAAUGAUUUUCAACGUGCUUUUUGAAGAUGAUAAUUAUCUUUUUGGAUAUAAUGUGUAAGAUUUUUCUCUUGUUGCUUAACCCUAGAAGUACCCAAGACACCCAAAUCCUCUUUUAAAAGUUAAUGUACUAACUAAAUUAAUCAGUAAGCAUCAAAGGAAGACAAAAACAUCACAUUUGAAAAAAAUUACUAAUUUACGUCUUGUUUAGAUAAAUGGUCACAUAUGACCCACCUUGACUACCAAAAAACAAUGCAUUUAAUGCAGACACAUUUGAGACAUUGGGCUUUAAAGGUAAAAAGAGUAACUGUGGUGUGUUGUGUUGAUACAGUGGUCCCUUAAUUACACUGGGUCAAUGUGACCCCAUGGGUUCUCUCGGGUUAAUAUGCAGUAAGUUACCACUCAUUGACUGUCUGAGUGUGAGUGCUAAUAGUGUCUGUAUGUACCCUGCAACUGACUGGCAUCCAGCUCAGUUUCGCCCGAGUAAGCUAGGAUAGAUCCUAUAACCCUGUGACCCUGAACAGGACACAGUAAAUGCUAUUGAGAAGGUAUCAAUGGAUCCUUAAUAUACCUUUUCAAAUGCAUCUUUGGCUUCAGAACUACUUACUUUUCUGUUCUUUUACAAACAGUCCUUCUCUGCCACUCAAGCUUUCCUUACCAUUAAUGCCACUGGAGAGAGCUUCAUUAUAUUGUUGCAAUACACCAGUGGGAUGUGUGACCUGAACUGCCAGGUUGAGACAAUCAUUUUGUAUCCACACCAUAGCAGACAGAAAAACACAUUAUUGUGAGAUAUGUAUGAAUUUUUGAAUGUGUGGGAACUGUUUGUCUUUACUAUUAUUACAAUUGUACAAAGAUGAGUGUAAUGACUUUAAUGAGUAGUUAGGAUCAUUUAUCUAUCCACAGUUACAAAGGCAGGAUACAAUAUGUAAAUUUUGCAAUUCAAUUUUUUUAAUGAAGCUUUUUGUCUUUACAGUUGUGCAAGAAUGUAUUUCAAUGUGUGAACACCAUUUGCUCUGUCAAUAAGGAUCGCCUUGAGCCUUUACGAUGAAUUUAAGGAUUUGAAUUAUCAUCCCAACACACAUUUACAUGAUGUGGCAUGAACUUUGGUACUCCAGGUCCCAGAGUCGCUCAAUAAGUCUCAAAACUUGUGAAUUAUAAAUAGGAUAACGAAAUUUCAUCAAAUGAAACAUGACAAAAUAGUUAUUAAAAUACAAUGUAUGCAAAAGUGCAAAUGCAGAAAGGAUUUUGAUGCACUAACAUUCAGUCACCAUAGGCUUGAAUUCCUCCUUAUGUUUACAUGAUGUUUCUAUGGUCCUUGUACUUGAAAUAAAUAAAGUGUUCAUCAUAUAGGGAUGAAUUUCCUUGGA
Molecule: messenger RNA, 4762 nt
Organism: Syngnathoides biaculeatus (alligator pipefish)
Lineage: Eukaryota; Metazoa; Chordata; Actinopteri; Syngnathiformes; Syngnathidae
Gene: dse
Product: dermatan sulfate epimerase
Exons: 6
Coding region: 299-3160 (953 amino acids)
Molecular function (GO): chondroitin-glucuronate 5-epimerase activity
Source: RefSeq, a predicted model, not a curated record